Molecule: messenger RNA, 3552 nt
Organism: Lecanosticta acicola
Lineage: Eukaryota; Fungi; Ascomycota; Dothideomycetes; Mycosphaerellales; Mycosphaerellaceae
Source: the annotation of a GenBank genome assembly
AUGACCCACUCGUCCUCUCCCAGCAGGCCUUGUACGCCCGUGAAGCUGGAAGAUACUCCCAGCAGGCCGGGUACGCCGGUGAAAUUGGAAGAUUCUCCCGCAACAACUCCAGAGCCAACACUCCCUGCACGGAAGCUAUCCGCUGAGGCGUCCGACAUCGUCUCCCAGUGGGACAACUUCAUACCGCUCGGUUGCUUGUGCUUCUCUGAAGACCCGGAGGACACCCACAGUCAAGCCCUCGGCUCGUGGAGUGAUAUCUAUCACCUUCCCGAGUCCGGCGACACUUUGUCGCACCUCUCCAGGCUGCUUGAACAUGGCUGGAUACGUCUACAAGUCGCUCACCGUCCAUCAGACCGAGGACCUCUGCUGAUUUUCAGGAUUUAUACACUUCGAAGCGAUGUGGGGCAGAUUUGUAUUGAUCGAAGCCGCCGACAUUUACGGAGUGCACUUCAAGCCGUCAUUCGCGAAAUUGACGUAUCACCAGAAACGUGGACCGGCGAGUACGACUCAGAUACUGAGUGUGCUUUCGAUCCACGAGCUACCCGAGACCAAGACGAUCCGAGCUUGUUCUACGCGUUCAACAAGAUACCCUCUCCCUCGCCAUCUGCAAUUGAAGUGGAGGACAAAUAUGGUCGUGAGGCGCUCAGUGAUCUCUUGCAUUUCGCUCCCUUCGGAUUGGAGACCAAUCUGUAUCCUUACCAGCGCCGUUCCGCAGGAGAAAUGCUGCGCCGGGAACUGGUCCCAAGGUCCAUCGUAGACCCAAGAUUCGAGCGGCGAGCUGCCCCUGAUGGCUCCUUCUACUAUUUCAAUGCUAGAGAGAUCCAAUUCGUACGGAUGCCGGCCAAUUUCGAGAUCUGCCGAGGAGGGAUACUCGCGGAGACCAUGGGUAACGGCAAGACUCUGAUGUGCCUAGCACUGAUUUUGGCAACCAAGAAUCUGCCUCCCAGGAUUCCGGUGAACUAUUCAUGGCCACACCCUCGACCGAGCGUGGGAAGUCUUGCAGAAAUGGCCGCAUCUGCGCUCAAUCAAAAUUCGUUUCCUUGGAAAGUCGAGCUAGAUCGCAUUCAGCAGGCGACUGGCACGACCAUGACCGGUUGCUACCAGAGACUCAGCAAUAACCCGGGCAUCUACGAUGUACCUAUAACUCCAUACAGAUUCAAUCGCACUACACGCACUCCACCGCCUCAUCGUCUGACACUGGCGAAUACUACUCUAAUUGUGGUGCCACGCAAUUUGUGCAAUCAGUGGCAGUCUGAGAUUACAAAGCACGUGGAGGCUGGUGCUUUGAAAGUCCUGAUCAUGGAUGAUCGUAACAAAGAACUACCAUCACCGGACGAACUACGAUCUUACGACAUUGUGUUGUUCACCCGCAACCUAUUCGACAGAGAGAACAAGCACGGCGAGGAUGCACAAGGGCGCAAACUGCACAAAGCUCCCUUAAAGUGCCGCUGUUCUUACAAAGGCUCUGGCAGAGAACGCGACUGCACCUGUCUUCGAGAAGAUAUGCUGUACGACUCACCUUUGAAGCAUCUGCAUUUCAAAAGAUUGGUCAUAGAUGAAGGACAUUUCUUCUCCAGCAGUAGAACAAACACUGCGCUUGUCGCCAGGAAGCUAGUCACAGCCGAUCACAGAUGGAUCGUGAGUGGCACUCCCGCACAGGAUCUGCUAGGAGCUGAGGUACACUUAUCGGCCAAAUCAGAUGCCAACCCACACGAGACCAUCGAGGGUCUUAUUGCACAGCAGCGAUUCUUUAGCGAGAGAGACAAGGCUGGAGCCAUCGACAGCCUAGGCUCCCUUAUAACGAACUUUCUAGAGGUGGAGCCCUGGGUUUCGAACGGGGCGGCUUGGAAGGACUAUAUUUUCUGUCACGACGACCGCAAGCACACGUUCUCCGGGUUCUCGACUUGUUUGCAGAAGACACUUCACAACGUGGUGGUGAAGACAAGAGCUGAAGAUGUGGAGAGAGACAUCGAGCUUCCCCCGUUGCAUCACGCUACAGUCCGCCUGGAGCCUUCGUUUUACGACAAGAUCACUGCUAAUCUGUUCGUACUGGUGUUGACAGCCAACUCUGUGACUUCGGAGCGAGUCGAUGCGGAUUUUCUUUUCCACAAAAACAGUGCUCAAGCGCGGGCUCGACUUGUGACGAAUCUGCGACAAAGUGCAUUCUUCUGGACAGGUUUCAGCGAAUCAGACAUUGAAGCAAGCUUGCGCGUGGGCAGAGGCUACCUACGUAAAGAAGGAACAAACUGCACAGAGGAUGACAGAAAGCUCUUGAGUGAAGCUUUAGCAUGCGCUGAGAGUGUUUUGGGGUCAAAGGGAUGGCGAUCCAUGAGCAGAUCUCAGGAGCUAGGCAUGUUUGUUGAAAACUGGCCCGAAGACUGCGCUGAGCACUGGACCUUUGAUGGCUCUACGCAGCCGUUGAUGACUGGAAUAACACAGCUUGCUCAAGCACAGAAAUUUGUGGACGGCCGGUUGGACGAAGAAGAUCCCGGAGAAGGCCUUGCUGGCGCUGGGAUUAAGGCCUUGGUAUCUACACGAGCUGUGCAAGCCCCGUCGAAGCCGAAAGUCAAAUCGACAAAGCCUACUGUCACCAAGUCAGGAGUACCGGCUUCCAGCAUCGAAUCCUUUGAUGCCAGAUCGAAGUCGCGCAGACCAUCAUCGAGAUCGAGACCGCAGAAGAAGGAACCGAAGGCAGCGAAGACCGUACCAGAUGCCCACACUCAGAAUUCCACGAACUCCCCUUCAAACUCUAGGCUCACCACCGACUCGCGCUAUGCCCCGACCACGAUCGUAGGCACUGCCUCGGCGAAGAUGUCGUAUCUUGUCUCUCAGAUUCUGAAGUUCCAGAGAGAAGAGAAGAUCCUUGUGUUUUACCAAGGCGAUCACAUUGCGUACUACCUCUCACAAGUACUUGACCUCGUGCAAGUCGAACAUGAGAUCUAUGCAAAGUCACUAGACGCCAAACGCAAGUCCGAAUACGUGGUGAACUUCAACAAUGAAGACUCGCCGAUUCGGGUACUGUUGAUGGAUGUUCGUCAAGCUGCUUAUGGGUUGAAUCUCUGCUGCGCAUCACGAAUCUAUUUUGUCAAUCCGGUCUGUAGGCCCAACGAUGAAGCGCAAGCCAUCAAGCGAGCGCACAGGAUCGGCCAGACACGCCCGGUGUUUGUGGAGACGCUCGUGCUAAAGGGCAGUAUGGAGGAGAAGAUGUUUGAGAGGUCCAAGCGCAUGACCAACGACGAACACCGUGAGGCGAAAACACUGGAAGACGAUUACCAAAUCAGGGAAAUCAUCCAGUCCGCACGGAUUCUACCCCUAAAAGAGGAAGAGAUGUCUGUGCGAGGUCAGAUGGCGCCCAUUGAGAAACCUGAGCCUCUGUGGGAUCGAGCAGGCCGCCGCAACUAUGCCGGCCAAUGCGAGACAGGAAAGCGCAAACGGGACAUUGUCUUGAAGGAUGCCACCGACGCGGAGCAAGAAGGUCGGAUUAUUCUGGAAGAUGAAGAUGGAAUUGGACUGCCUUUGGCGAAGAGACGUGCGACCAUGCAUUCGGCGUGA